Messenger RNA from Dendronephthya gigantea, 2702 nucleotides. RefSeq lists its product as uncharacterized. Bases 1075 to 2259 code for a protein of 394 amino acids. The record is from RefSeq and is a predicted model, not a curated record. NCBI's taxonomy places the organism in Eukaryota, Metazoa, Cnidaria, Anthozoa, Malacalcyonacea, Nephtheidae. The transcript has 3 exons.
UAGUAGUUAUAACAAGAAUUUAAACCAUGCCAGGAUUACCAAAUUUGGGCCUUCAGCAUUCCUAUUAUUGGAUCAAGCCAAAAGGUGAGACUGCAUAAAAUUCUAUUUUUCCCAUUUAUUUGUUGGGCAUCUUCUAUAUAGGGUAAAAGUUACAUUGGGAGCCCAAUCCGCCAUCAAAAAUUUAUUUUCUGAUUCGUUUUUUGUCAAAUGCAUUUCCCCCUGUUUUUGGGAUGAAAUUUUUCAAAAUAUUAAAUAUAAUGCUAAAUAUAAUACAAGUUGCUCUUUCACCAUACCCCUCUAGACAGCCUUGCUCUUAUUGUGUGCCACUGAUUAUUUUUGGUCAUAAAAAGCAAAAGCGAUUAUUAAAGAGGGGGCUAUUUCGCAGACAAGCAACGUAAAAAGGGCUUUGGGUACUAGAAUUCCAAGGGACUAUAAUGUCCAGUAUGGUCAGAUCUGCACAUCGGUUCUGCCCAUAUGCAUUUACAUUAUCAAUUUCCAUGUCUUGCAAUCAGCAAUCAUUCUGCCUAAGAGAAAUACUUUCGUUCGCAAAACACGAGUACAGUCUAUUCAUUGAUUAUUAUUUAUUAAUUCCUCAAGAAUUUCGUUCGAUUUUAAAAAAUUCAAAGUUCCUUUCGAUUUCACCAUCCAAAUUUUAUAUUGUAAUUUCAAAAAUUCUGAUUUUCAAUAAAACAGGAAGUUAUGGACUUUUCCAACUUCCAGGAAUUGAUCAAAUGAAUGGCAAUGAUUUCCAUAAACUGAGGAAUUUUCAAACUAUUCACGAUAGUCCUCGAAAAGCUCUUUAAAAUUGUGAUUUUUUGAAUAAUUUGUGGAUCCCAGAAACUUAGUGCGUGUCCAAAAACAAGGGCCGCGCAUUUUUCUGGAAUAUGGAGCCAUUAUGGGCUUGUAAUUAUGGAGCCUGAGGUAAGGAUAUCUUACAAAAUCUACAAGGAAUUUUACACCCAGAUUCUAGCCACUGCACAGAAAAAAUAAUAGAUAUAUUAUCUACUUUGUGUCGAAGAGAUUUUUCGGUUACGAUUGUCGAUCUGUGUCGUUGGUUUAGUUUAUACUAGUGGAAUGGCUGAAGCAAUUGAAAGUAACCAUGUAGACCAUAUAGUAAUGUUUAGUAGAAAAUGCCUUUUAGAUAUAAAUGAUAAACAAAAGGCAGAAGUGGAAUCCAUUGCUGACUCACUCAAGGAAAAUUUCCAACUGUGCUAUAUCUCGCACCAAUUUAAAUAUGAGGAGCAAGAAGCCCUCCCAGAAAGGAUACGUGAAAAUUUUAAAAAAAGAGAUGACGAACUUCCCCCUUUUAUUCGUGACUCUUCGAAUUCAGGGAGUACUGUUAUUAUCAUUGGUGCAGUAAACGAAGAUCUAUAUUUGGCUGCUCACACUAAAUCCUUUCUUAUCGGUGCAUCCUGGGUUGAACUUGAAGACAAAGUUAUAACAUAUGGAAUACCAGCCCCCACACCGAACGCGGCAAAAGUGAUAUUGGAAAUCAUUGCUAACCAAUCCGAAUGGUACUACACUUGUGAGUUCAUAGUCUCAGACGUACCAACAAAGGUAGUCGCUUUGUGUUCAGCAAAUACGUAUGGACCUCCCUCAAAUGAAAAAGAGAUUGCUAAGAAGUUUCAAGCAGUCUUAAAGGAUGGGGAUAAGAAUGCAGCCACAAAAAAAGCUCUGUUGUGUUACCUUAUGGCAGCCAUAGCUCAUGAUAAUGACUUCAGGGAAGUACAGGACUGGGCAAUUGCACCUUCUUCCUCUACAGACGUAAAUGAGACAAUGGUGGAACUGAAAGAACAUCUGCGCUACAUGAUGUAUGGAAGAAAAAAGGAUCCAAUUUUUGUUAGACACGAAGAAACAACCAAGUCAAGAUAUGACAAAUACGGCGAGAGAGUGCGAGAUGAUUAUUGCCAAAAACAUUUUCGUAGUAUAAAGGUACACCAAAGUUAUAAAACCAAGCUAAAAGGAAGAGUUGUUUGUGUAAUAGACGACUAUCUGACUCAUGGAAACACUUUUGAGGCUCUACGAAAUUUGUUAAUUAAAUGUGAAGUUAAGAAAAUAAUUUUCGUCGCGAUUGGUAAGUUUUUGCGCAGUGAUGAAGGCAAUUAUAUAACUAAAUCAUUCAGCAUCGAGGGUGACGUAUUUACUAGCGAUUACCAAGCCACAUUUCAAGAAAAAAAGUCACACCAAAGGUGGAUUAACCUAUCUGCGAAACGAAGUCAGCAAGAGCUAAACAAGCUCGCAAACUCUUUAGGGUAUUAGGCCCUUGACGUAACGUGACGUAAUUAAUACAAACCUUGAAACUUUACAUACGACUCCUUUUAAAAAAACAGGCAGAGUUGCAAUAACACAGUGCAAUAUAUGUUGCAUUCUUUGCUUUUAAAUAACUGUAUUCUAAUUUGCUACCCAUGCAGAGUGGCGGAAAGCUACAAAUACGAAUAAAGACACGUAAAAACAAUAGCAAAAUGAACACGUUAUACGUUGCAUGGCGAAUCGUGUAGUAUAUUAUAAUAUAACACUUAUAGCACGCGCGUGCUGAUUGGUCGAAAAGCGUGUUUCUAUUUAACAACUAUAGUCGCCUCAGGCUCAGUGAUUACACGGAAAAUGUUUUAGUCAUUUAGACUGAUGUAGAUCUAAAUGUGUUAAAAGUGUGAAAUAAUGAAAAAUUGGAGGAACAAGUCAUGUAGAUUAGAAAAUAUAAUCCA